Coregonus clupeaformis (lake whitefish) is the source of this 2196-nucleotide messenger RNA. RefSeq names its product mothers against decapentaplegic homolog 5. Bases 465 to 1868 code for a protein of 467 amino acids. Gene Ontology annotation, biological process: cell differentiation; SMAD protein signal transduction; transforming growth factor beta receptor signaling pathway. Gene Ontology annotation, cellular component: heteromeric SMAD protein complex. Lineage: Eukaryota; Metazoa; Chordata; Actinopteri; Salmoniformes; Salmonidae. The transcript is spliced from 9 exons. Gene Ontology annotation, molecular function: RNA polymerase II cis-regulatory region sequence-specific DNA binding; DNA-binding transcription factor activity, RNA polymerase II-specific; I-SMAD binding. The record is from RefSeq and is a predicted model, not a curated record.
CUUGACGCCAGGACAGGGGAGUAGGGAGAUUGGGGGAAAGAGGCAUUGAGGGAAAAAAAGUAGAAAAUUAAAAAACAGCUUCAUGUCGGACUGCUUUAAAUAGAGAAAAGGAAUAAAGAAGCGACCAGCCUGCCUCAAUUAUUCAAAGGUUCCACACUAGACCUUUACCCAGGCUCUGGCCACCUCAUCAUAUGGUAUGGACUAAACCAGAGAAGAGGAGAGAGAAUAGAUCCUUUCCUUUACAUCUGCCUAUUGACUAGCUACGUUUGUAAAUCCUCAGGGUCCCAGAGAGGUGGGAGUUCAGCUGAACUUGUUCCCCAAACUGCACUCCCCUCAGUGGGGGUUGGUUGUGACCCAGCUCCAGGGUACAUCCCACCUCACGGCAGGCUUUCCUUUCCUGAGCAGCAGCUGUGUCCUGCCUGCGUCCUGCCUCUAUUUCCUGUCUUUGAGACGACAGCAGCACCAUGACCUCCAUGUCCAGCCUGUUCUCCUUCACCAGCCCAGCUGUGAAGCGUCUGCUGGGGUGGAAGCAGGGGGACGAGGAGGAGAAAUGGGCUGAGAAGGCUGUUGACGCCCUGGUCAAGAAACUGAAGAAGAAGAAGGGAGCCAUGGAGGACCUGGAGAAAGCCCUCAGCAGCCCAGGACAGCCCAGUAAGUGUGUGACCAUUCCUCGGUCUCUGGACGGUCGUCUCCAGGUGUCCCACAGGAAGGGUCUCCCCCACGUUAUCUACUGCAGGGUGUGGCGCUGGCCCGACCUGCAGUCUCACCAUGAGCUCAAGCCUCUGGAGAUGUGUGAAUACCCCUUCGGCUCCAAACAGAAGGAGGUCUGCAUUAACCCCUACCACUACAAGAGGGUAGAGAGCCCAGUUCUCCCUCCGGUGUUGGUGCCUCGCCACAGUGAGUUCAACCCACAACACAGCCUCCUGGUCCAGUUUAGGAACAUGACUCACAACGAGCCCCACAUGCCCCUGAACGCCACCUUCCCAGAGUCCUUCCAGCAGCACAGUGGGGGCAGCGGUACCUCCUUCCCCAUCUCCCCCAACUCCCCCUACCCCCCCUCCCCAGCCUCCAGCGGAGGGGUGGGCACCUACCCCAACUCUCCUGCCAGCUCCGGACCCUCCAGCCCCUUCCAGCUUCCAGCUGACACCCCACCCCCGGCCUACAUGCCCCCUGACGAGCAGAUGGGACAGGAGGGGUCCAUGGAGACCAACAGCAGCAGCGGGCCCAGGAACAUGCCUAGUGGGGAUGUGCAGCCAGUGGAGUAUGAGGAACCUAGCCACUGGUGCAGUAUUGUGUACUAUGAGUUGAACAACAGAGUGGGUGAGGCCUACCAUGCCUCUUCUACCAGCGUCCUGGUGGACGGCUUCACCGACCCCUCCAACAACAAGAACCGCUUCUGCCUGGGGUUGCUGUCCAACGUCAACCGCAACUCAACCAUAGAGAACACACGCCGCCACAUCGGCAAAGGGGUCCACCUGUACUAUGUAGGAGGUGAGGUCUAUGCAGAGUGUCUGAGCGACACCAGUAUCUUCGUUCAGAGUCGUAACUGUAACUACCACCACGGUUUCCACCCCACCACGGUGUGUAAGAUCCCUAGUGGCUGCAGUCUGAAGAUCUUUAACAACCAGGAAUUUGCUCAGCUACUGGCCCAGUCUGUUAACCACGGCUUUGAGGCUGUCUACGAACUCACCAAGAUGUGCACCAUCCGCAUGAGCUUUGUAAAGGGCUGGGGAGCUGAGUAUCACCGACAAGAUGUCACCAGCACCCCCUGUUGGAUAGAAGUGCACCUUCACGGCCCUCUGCAGUGGCUGGAUAAAGUGCUGACACAAAUGGGCUCUCCUCUCAACCCCAUCUCCUCAGUGUCCUAAUGGUUGCCCCCCCCCACCCAGACCAGACUCUCAACCCCAUCUCUUCAGUGUCCUAAUGGUUGCCCCCCCCCCUCCCAGACCAGACUCUCAACCCCAUCUCUUCAGUGUCCUAAUGGUUGCCCCCCCAGACCAGACUCUCAACCCCAUCUCUUCGGUGUCCUAAUGGUUGCCCCCCCCAGACCAGACUCUCAACCCCAUCUCUUCAGUGUCCUAAUGGUUGCCCCCCCAGACCAGACUCUCAACCCCAUCUCUUCAGUGUCCUAAUGGUUGCCCCCCCAGACCAGACUCUCAACCCCAUCUCUUCAGUGUCCUAAUGGUUGCCCCCCCU